This is a messenger RNA of Chenopodium quinoa (quinoa), 2880 nucleotides long. RefSeq lists its product as uncharacterized. The record is from RefSeq and is a predicted model, not a curated record. Lineage: Eukaryota; Viridiplantae; Streptophyta; Magnoliopsida; Caryophyllales; Amaranthaceae. The coding region runs from base 1 to 2880 and encodes 959 amino acids. The transcript is spliced from 6 exons.
AUGUGCAAUUAUGAUCAUUCUCCCAAAGGGAGGAUUUGUCUUGGUUGGAAUGCAGAUAGAGUAACUAUCAAUGUCUUGAAGAUUCAUGAACAAUUUAUUCAUUGUAGUGUCUCUUCUAAGGGUCUUUCUACUCAAAUUCAUCUCACUGUUGUCUAUGGGCUUCACUCUAUUCAUGAUAGGCUUCCUAUGUGGGAAGGAAUUAGGAACAUCUCUAUUCAGCAUUCUCCUUGGCUUUGUGCUGGUGACUUUAACUCUGUUCUUCAUACUUCAGAUAGGCUUCAUGGUACUAAUGUUACUGAUUAUGAUACUAGAGAUUUCCAGAGUUUGGUUGAUGAUUUGGACCUCACUAAGGUCAAGAGCAAAGGAGCCUUCUACUCUUGGUCAAAUAAGGCUCACACUGGUCCUAGAACUCUUUCUAGGAUUGAUAGAGUCUUUGGUAAACAAGCUUGGCUGGCCUCUCAUGGGCAUGUUGAGACUGUCUAUCUCCCCCCUUCUUUAUCUGAUCACAGUCCAGUUCUGUUGGAUAUUUGUUCUACCCCUGCUGUGAGAGGUAGACCUUUCAAGUUUCUAAACUGUAUUGCUGAUCAUCCUGAUUUCCUUGAUACUGUUUCUCAGGCUUGGGGUUCUGGUAGUUCUGUUUGGAAGAAGCUUAAUUAUGUGAAUUCUAGUAUCAAGUCUCUUAAUAGCAAGCAGUUUGGCAACAUUGAGGAUAAGAUUAAUCAAGCUAAUGUUGAGCUUGCUGGAAUUCAGAACUUAAUGGCUCAGAAUCCUAAUGAUUUGGAUUUAUAUGCUAAAGAAUAUGAUGCUAUUAAGGUUGUCAAACACCGGAAUGAUAUUCAGGAAAGCAUCUUCAAACAAAAAUCUAGGAUCAACUGGAUUAAGCUUGGAGAUGGAAAUUCUCAUUAUUUUUUCUCACUGAUGAAGAAUAGACAAGCAAGGAAUAGAAUUGACUCCAUCUUUGACUCUAACCAGGUUUUGCUUAAGGAUCCGGAUGCUAUUUCUCAUGAAGUUAUCUUCUUCUAUAAGUCUUUUUUAGGGACUCAGGCUCCUUGGCUUCCUGAUGUUGACCUUGUUACUAUGAGGAGGGGGACCUUGCCUAAGCAAUGGAAUUGCACAACUAUCACCCUUGUUCCUAAAAUCCCUAAUGCUUCCCAUGUUAGGGAUUUUAGACCUAUAGCUUGUUGCAUUGUGGUUUAUAAGCUCAUUUCUAAGGUCAUAACUGCUAGACUUGUUGCUAUCAUUGGUGAGGUCAUUGAUGAUGCCCAAGCAGGUUUUAUUCCAGUCAAGCACAUUGGUGACAAUAUCCUUCUUGCAACUAAAUUUAUCAAAGGCUAUGAUCACAAAUUUAUCUCACCUAGAUGCAUGGUUAAGGUGGAUUUGAAGAAAGCCUAUGAUUCAGUUGAGUGGGGAUUCUUAAUUACUAUUAUGCAGGAGCUUGGUUUCCCUCAGAGAUUUGUUAGCUGGGUCUGGACUUGUCUUACUUCUGUCUCUUAUUCUGUUCUUAUUAAUGGUUUUCCUGCCCCUCCUUUUGAAGCUAAGAAAGGUUUAAGACAAGGUGACCCUAUGUCUCCCUUUGUUUUUUCUAUUCGUAUGGAAUACCUUUCCAGGUGCCUUGAUGAGCUUAGGUUAACUCCUGAUUUUAACUUUCAUCCUAGGUGUGAAAAGUUAAACCUAACUCACAUGAUGUUUGCUGAUGAUCUAUUGAUGUUUUCUAGAGCUGAUAGUGUUUCUGUGAAGCUUUUCUUCCAAGCCUUCUUGAAAUUCUCGGGUGCUUCCAGGCUUUCUGCUAAUCUUGAUAAAAGUGAAGUCUAUCUUGGAGGAGUUUCUGUUGAUGUUCAGACAGAGCUGAGAGAGCUUCUUGGUGUUUCUCAAGGCACUAUUCUUUUUAGGUAUCUUGGGGUCCCUCUCUCUUCUAAGAAGCUUACUAUUGCUCAGUGUAGGCCUUUGGUGGAGAAGGUGACUGCUAGAAUCCAAGGGUGGAUGGCUAAACACUUGUUCUAUGCUGGGAGGCUUCAGUUGGUGAAGAGUAAAAUUCUGAAAGAGAUUGAGGCUAGAUUCAGGUGCUUUCUUUGGACUGGAUCCUCUGCCCCUGCUAAGAAAUCUUUGGUUGCUUGGAAUUAUGUCUGUCUUCCUAAAGGCAACAAGAUGAAAAUCAAGAAGCUUUAUGCUGCUAUUAGGCCUCAAGUUCCUAAGGUUUGGAACAAGGUGUUGAGUAUCUUACAUGUUUCCAAGCCUGUUCAGCAGUUUGGUGAUGAGAUUGAAUGGUUGAAGAAAAUCUGCAGAAGUUCCAGAUUGAAAAACAAAGUGAUCCAUGUAGCCUUCACUGAAACAGUCGUGGCAUGUUUGGAACUACCAGCUCCUCUUUACACUCUGUCUGUGAAUGGUGGGAAUUCUGUUGAGCUACACCUUGAUAGAGGUGACGUGUUAGGGACCUAUGUGUACAAUGGCGGCCCACCUGAUACCCUCAAAGCCACAAUUGAAAAAGCAUCUAAGCAAGCUGUAAUGGGGCUGAGGGCUAAAUUUGGUGUCCAGGUUGAUGACCUCCUAAGUGAAAGGAUUGGCAAGCUAGAGCACUGUGAAUUCUUGUAUGAGAUGAAGAGUUUGGGUUUGGAAUCUAUUGAAAAGCCUAAUGGGAAGGCACCUGUGAGGUGGCCUUCUAACCCAAUAAAGAAGCGUGCUACUAAGUAUGUCUGCGUUGUUUACCAAGAUGUUCUGCGCACUUUGGCUGCUAAACCUGGAGCCCGUGUCUCAUCAGUUGAGGUUAUGCAGAUAGUUGGUAAGAAGUGCAAUGCUUGGCUUACAAAAUGCAUUCCACUCACUUCUGAUGGCCUAGAGUGUGUAUACAGUUCAUUGGAUGGGAAAUGCAAGACUGUUGCCUGA